This is a messenger RNA of Cuscuta epithymum, 1428 nucleotides long. The record is from the annotation of a GenBank genome assembly. Lineage: Eukaryota; Viridiplantae; Streptophyta; Magnoliopsida; Solanales; Convolvulaceae.
CCACAACUGAAACAGACUGAUGGGCUUCAUUGCCCUUUUCUGUGUAUUUUACAUUGCAAUGUUUUUGGUUAUGAUAUUGCAUCCUACUUCAAAGAAGACGACAGCUGAAGAGAAUGAGAUCAUAGAGGUGAAGCAACCAGCUCCUCCACAUUCUGUGUCAUCCUCCACCGAUCCCUCCGUUUUUGAGCAUUUGAAGGAGAUUGGUUCGCUGGUUGAGGCUGGAGGAUAUGAAGGAGAAGUUAGGAAGAUUGCAAGGGCAUUAAGGUUAACGAUGGGAUUAAGGAAGAAGCUUAAUGCUUCUGUGGUGUCUUCCUUCCUGAAUUAUGCCCUAACAACACCUGCUGGAUCAGAACUUCACACUCAGCUAGCUGCUUACCUGAUGCCUCUUAUUUUGUUGAAUGAAGAUGAGGCUGAUAUGGAAGUCGACACUACAAAGCAGCCUGUGCCCGACCUUGAGAUUUAUUGCUACUUACUUGUUCUUAUACAUCUGAUUGAUCAGAGGAAGUACGAUGAGGCAAAGGCUUGUUCGUUAGCAAGCAUUGCUCGCCUUAAGACCUUAAACUUGAAGACUGUUGAUGUUAUUGCUUCUAAGAUCUACUACUACUAUUCUUUGACCUAUGAACGUACUGGUCAUCUUUCUGAUAUUCGAGGUAACCUCCUUACCUUGCACCGAAUUGCAACACAUAGACGCGAUGAGCUCGGUCAGGAAAUGCUUCUUAACCUGUUACUUCGGAAUUACCUUCACUACAACCUGUAUGAUCAAGCGGAGAAAUUUAGAUCAAAGGCACCCUGUUUCGAAGCUAAAUCAAACCAUCAGUUUUGUAGGCACCUUUUCUAUCUUGGAAAGAUAAGGACUAUUCAGUUGGAAUAUACAGACGCUAAAGAGUAUCUCUAUCAAGCUGCCCAAAAGGCACCAGUUUCUGCACUUGGGUUCUUAGUCCAAUGCAAUAAGUGGGGCAUAAUGGUUCACCUAUUGCUUGGUGAAAUCCCUAAAAGGACCGUUUUUAUGCAAAAGGGGAUGGACAAAGCACUAAGGGCGUAUUUUGAGUUAACAAAUGCUGUUCGCAUUGGGGAUUUUGAGUUAUUUAAAACUGUCAGUGUGAAGUUCUCAAGCACUUUCAGUGAGGAUGGGACAAAAAACUUGAUUGCUAGGCUCCGGCAUAAUGUCAUCAGGACCGGGUUACGAAAUAUUAGUAUCUCAUACUCUCGAAUCUCAUUGGUCGAUGUGGCAAAAAAACUAUGCUUGGAUUUUGAAAAUCCCAUUGUUGAUGUUGGAAGUAUAAUAGCGAAAGCUGUUAGGGAUGGCACAAUUGAUGCCACAUUGGAUCAUGCUAAUGGAAUCAUGAUAUGUAAAGGGAAAGGAGACGUAUAUUCUACAAAUGAACCUCAUAUUGCUUUUAAUUCUAGAAUCAGUUUCUGCCUUAACAU